AUGAAUCAUUCUUGCAGCAGCGCUCUGAGGUGGUUCCUCGUGGCCCUCUUUUUCUCGACCGUGAGCGCCCAUUCUUGGAUCGAAGACUUGCUGGUUAUCGCACCGAAUGGUACUUUUGUUGGAUCUUCGGGUUAUGCCAGAGGCAAUGUCCACCGCAGCGUCCCUAAUUUCAGCGACAAGACCAUGACUUACCUUAUUCCGCCGGACGGUCAAGCCAAUCAGAGCCUAAUUGAGCCCACUGACAAGAUGUGCAAGAGCACACAGCGAACACAUAACCAAACUGAAGGUAGCCCCCGGCUGCAGGCAAGUGCCGGCGCUGCCAUAGCCCUUCGCUAUCAAGAAAACGGCCAUGUGACCUUACCCUGGAAUCAACCAGGAAAGCCGAAGAAUCGAGGGACGGUGUAUGUUUAUGGAACCACAGAACCCAAGGAAGAGGAGAACUUCGUGGACGUUCACAAGGUCUGGAACCGAAAUGGCACUGGAGGUGACCGACGCGGCGUUCUUUUGUCGCAACAGAAUUUUGAUGACGGCCGUUGCUACCAGAUCAACAACGGCAAUAUCUCCGAGUAUCGCCAAAAGGUGUAUCCUCACGAGGCAGACCCAUUGAUGGGAGCCGACCUGUGGUGCCAACAAGACAUUGCGCUACCGUCCAAUGCACCCUCGGGGAAACUGUAUACUCUCUAUUGGGUCUGGGACUGGCCCACUGCUCCUGGCGUGGACCCCUCGCUCCCUGAGGGCAAGCUGGAGAUGUAUACGACAUGCAUUGAUGUGGAGGUGGUAGACAGUGACCAUUCUACAACUUCUUCGCAUGUUCAGGGGGGAUACGUGAAGGAUCAGUCCCUUAAUCGAGCAGCCAUUCCGUCCGAGUUUGCAGAAAUCAUGGGGUCCGGUGCUAGCGAGGCUGGAGGCAGUCCUGCGCCAUCUUCAUCGACCACUCCGGCCCCUACUCCGGCCCCAACAACGCCGCCUCUGGUAGCCAUCUCAACGAAAUUUAUCACGAUUUACCAGAGCAUGUAA
Messenger RNA from Aspergillus sclerotioniger CBS 115572, 1017 nucleotides. RefSeq lists its product as uncharacterized. The transcript has a single exon. The record is from RefSeq and is a predicted model, not a curated record. The coding region runs from base 1 to 1017 and encodes 338 amino acids. NCBI's taxonomy places the organism in Eukaryota, Fungi, Ascomycota, Eurotiomycetes, Eurotiales, Aspergillaceae.